Messenger RNA from Grammomys surdaster, 2337 nucleotides. RefSeq names its product C1q and TNF related 6 (gene C1qtnf6). Bases 101 to 895 code for a protein of 264 amino acids. Gene Ontology annotation, molecular function: protein binding. The record is from RefSeq and is a predicted model, not a curated record. Lineage: Eukaryota; Metazoa; Chordata; Mammalia; Rodentia; Muridae. The transcript has 3 exons.
GUAGGCCUAGGGGUCGGGCCUGCAACAAGUUAUCAUCACAGACAUGGGCCAAGGAGCCAGAGGCCGUCCGGGGUCUGUGAGUUGAGCUUGAAACAGCAGGAUGAGGGUCAUCAUGGGAACAGCCAACCUGAGGUCCCUCUGGGCAAUAUUCCUGCUUCCUCUUGUGUUUGGGGUCCCCACAGAGGAGCCUACCUUUGGGGAAUCUGUGGCCUCCCAUCUCCCCAAAGGCUGUCAACGAUGCUGUGACCCUGAGGACCCGCUGUCCUCUGCCGACACGGUCCAUGCCUCUGUUCCCCCCUAUAUCCUGCCUGAGGUCAGGCCGUACAUCAACAUUACCAUCCUGAAGGGUGACAAAGGGGACAGAGGCCCUUCAGGAACACCAGGGAAGCCAGGCAAGAAUGGUACCCGAGGGGACCGUGGCUCUCAGGGUAUCAAAGGUGACAAGGGGCAGGCAGGUAGCCCUGGCAGCUCAUGCCAGACGCAUUACUCAGCCUUCUCUGUGGGCCGCAAGACAGGCUUGCACAGCAGCGAGCACUUCCUCCCAGUGCUGUUCGACAGGGUCUUCGUGAACACCGAUGGCCACUUUGACAUGGCCACUGGCCGCUUCGUGGCUCCCCUGCGCGGCCUCUACUUCUUCAGCCUCAAUGUGCACAGCUGGAAUUACAAGGAGACCUACGUGCAUAUCGUCCACAAUGAGCAGGCGGUGGUGAUUCUGUACGCACAGCCCAGUGAGCGCAGCAUCAUGCAGAGUCAGAGCGUGAUGCUGCCGCUGGUGCCGGGUGACUUCGUGUGGGUGCGUCUCUUCAAGCGGGAGCGGGAGAAUGGCAUCUACAGUGAUGACGUGGACACGUACAUCACCUUCAGCGGCCACCUGAUCAAGGCAGAGGAUGACUGAGCCCCGGCCCGCCUUAACAGCUGGGUAGCUGGUGGGUGGACUGGUGGCUAGGGCAGGUCCCGUAGGUCUCAGGGCUGGGUCUGCUGCCCUUCAUUCCUUCUCUCCACCUCUCUUCUUCGUUUUCCGAUACUUUUGGGCUUACGUAUUCCAGACUUUGCCAGGCUCUCCUGACACUCCACUGUGCUACUUGUCCAUGGGGACUCUAUUAUCCGAUAAUUCUGGCUUCAUAUUUGGGGUAGACCCAGGAGUCUGCAUUUCUAGUGAUUUCCUCUGUAACAUUGUGGCUAUAGGUCUAUGGAUCACACUUGAGGAACUGUGCUUUCUAGAAUGUUCCCAGCAUUCUAGGGAACACUCUAGAAUUGCACCCCCCCCAGACUAUAGCAUUCUUCCCGUAUCCCCUGGCUUUCUCCUUCCCCGUCCUCCCCCACCUCUGACCUUUCCCCUCCUCCCUCUUUCCAGCCACUGUCCACUUGUGCAUUCAUCUAAUGCUGAACGUUCACUUGGUCUCAGGCCUUAGGAAGGCCCAGACGUGGGUGCUAAGACACAAGCACAUACUGGCUGCUCCUCUAGACUGGGUCCGCGGGCACUGUGGGCCCUGCUCCUGUGUGCCACAGGUCCUGGAGAUGGGGCUGAUGUCCCUUUCACAGUCUCCAUGUUCUUGCCCAGUGCCCAGCGUUAACAUAAAUAUUAUAGGUAUAGUCUUAGCUUAGAGGAGACCUAGGGGUUUAGACACACCUGGGAUGAAGGGGCAUCUGGGAAUCAGAGCCCGCUCUCUUCCCUGACCUUUGAAGACCCCUCCUUUCUGCCUCCUUUCCCCGUUCUCCAUGACUUUAGCCAUGGUUAGACCAUGUACUAGUGCUCUCUGGUCCUUCUGGCUCCUCAGAGGCCCAGGCUCACACUGGGUUUAUGAAGGUGCUUAAGCCCCCGUCCCCCUGGAGGUGGCUCCAUUUCACAGCUUCUCCUGCCUGCAGUACCCUUGCAGACAUUGUGGGCAGGACAGGCAGGACAGGGGUGGCAGGUUUCAGCCCAAAGCAGGUCUGGGGACUGAAGCCAGUGACAUUCAGGUUACCCGGGGGCCUUCUCUGAGCCAUGCUGCCAAGACAGACCCUGGGGGAGGUUGUGGAAAAGCAAGGGACACCAAGACCCCCAUGUCUUUCCCAGGCUGUGUGGCCUGGUGGCCCUCCAACCUUCCUCUCUUCCACUGUAGCCUGUCCAAGCUUCUCAGGGGAAGGUGGCCUCCGUCCAUUGGUGCUUCUGCAGAUCCAGGGCAGAGCUGGCCCUGGGAGGGCAUCUCUGGUGCUAACAGCCGAGGGAGCUGUGGCAGGGUGACAGAGGCAAGGCCUGCCAUGUGCUGUGAAGGCUGGUUCUACAAAACCACCCUCAGCCUGACUGUCCUUGCCUGCUUGGCCAGUGUGAAUAAAGAUAUUGGAUUCUCUUGGCAA